GCGUCCAGCCAGCCUGCGCCGGUUCCUGGAUCAACUGCAGCACUGAAACACGAAGCCUUCCCCCACACCACCAGACGACCUCUCCCCGCGGAGGCGCGCCCUUCGACACGACGCGAGAUGGUCUGAGACGGCGAAGGAGCACAGCAGACAGCGCAGCGAUGGACGUGCCGCCGGUCAAGCUGUCGGAGCUGCUCCGGCACCCGGACGACCUCGACAAGAUCGCGGCGCUCAAGGCCGAGUUCUCACGCAAGAAGGCCGCCGUCGACUCGCAGCUGCGCGCCGGCCUGCGCGAGCAGCUCGAGACCAUCCAGGCCGGCAUGAACGGCCUGACCGACGGCCAGAAGACGGUGCAGCAGGUCAAGGACGAGAUGAUCAAGAUCGACAAGAUCUGCUCCGAGUCGCAGACCAUGAUCACCGAUUUCGCCACCAUCAACCUCGUGUCGCAGGCCCACCGCAACUUCGGUGCCGUCGAGACCAUGCGCCACAACCUCGAGACCUUCAACGACCGCCUCGCCGCCAUCCAGGAGAUGCUGCGCCGCGACGACGAGGACGCCGAGAACAUGCCGAACCUGCUGGCCGUGCACUACGAGCUGACCCAGCUGCGCAACAUCCGCGACGACGCCAUGGAGCAGAUCCAGCGCGCCGACGACCCGAGCCUGCAGUCCACCCUGGAGGACUACUUUGAGCGCCUGGAUGAGGCCAUCGAGUGGUUCGACGAGCACAUCAACCUGGUCGCCCGGAGCCUCAUCAACCUCGUCAUCACGGACAACACCAGCCUGGUCGUGCGCUUCGCCCUGAUUAUCGAGGCCGAGGAGAAGAGCGACCAGCGGGUGCUGGCGCUGCAGGAGGCGCUCAAGGACCACAAGGAGAUGGCCACGCGGUUCCAGAGCAUCACGGACGGCGCCAAGACGGUGCGGGGUUACAAGGACAAAUUUCUCGAAGCCAUCCGGACGAUCGGCCGGGGCCAGUUUGAUCAGAGCAAGCAAGAGUUCUUGGCAGACCCGGCCGAGCUGGAGAAGAGCCUGCGGUGGUACUUCAACGACCUCAACACGGUCCGCCUCGGCAUGGUGCAGCUGAUGCCCAAGAAGUGGAAGAUCUUCCGGACGUGGACCAACAUCUACCACGGCAUGAUGCACGACUUCCUCGUCGGCCUCAUCGACGACCCCGCGACCUCGUCGGCGCACACGCUGGAGAUCGUCGGCUGGCCCGAGAAGUACUACCGCAAGAUGAGCAAGCUCGGCUUCAAGCAGGAGGAGCUGACGCCGCACGUCAUCGACAACCGCGAGACCGAGCUCGUGCGCGACUUCCGCGCGCUCAUCAUCAAGUUCCUCGACGAGUGGAUCGGCCGCAUCUGGGCCCAGGAGGAGAAGGACUUCGCCGACCGCUGCGUCGAGGGCGGCAACCUCGACCAGGACGAGUACGGCUACUUCCGCAACAAGAACCUGGUCGACCUGUGGCGGAUGCUGCGCGGCCAGCUCGACGCGGCGGCCAACUCGAAGCGCGCCGACGUGGCCGAGGGCGUGGUGGACGCCAUGUUCCAGCGGCUGCGCCAGCGCCAGCAGUCGUGGCAGAAGAUGCUCGAGGACGAGGCGGCCCGGUACGAGACGGGCAAGGUGGCGGACCUCGAGGGAUUCCAGCCGCUGCAGGACUGGCUGGUGGCGACGGCCAACGACCAGAUCGCGUGCAUCGACGACAACGAGGACGAGGGCCGGGUGUCCUACCUGAGCGACUUCCGCAAGAAGUUCAGCGCGCUCGUCACGCCGCAGUACAUGGACCGCGCCGAGGCCGAGGUGGCCGCGCUGCGCGACGGCUACCUGGACCUCAGCACCUGGUGCAUCACCAAGUUCGCCCAGCUCGUCUUCGCCGUCGACUUCAAAUCCGUCAUGCCCGACUUCUUCACGCCGCGCUGGUACACGACCACGGCGAUGGCGCGCAUGAUCGCUACCUUCGACGAGUACGUCGCCGACUACCGCCAGGUGCUGCACCACUCGCUCGUCGACAUCUUCAUCGAGAUCUUCGCCGACGAGCUGCUGAUCCGGUACCUGUCGGCGGUGCGCAACAAGGGCGCCAAGUUCCGCCGGUCGGACCAGUUCCAGGACAAGAUCUUCGACGACCUCAAAACGGCCUUCGACUUUUUCAACAGCCUGCCGAACCCGGCGGUCGGCAACUCCAUCAAGGAGACGUGGCGCGUCACCGAGCCGUUCCUGCAGCUGCUGUCGGUCGAGAAGGAGGCGGUGCCAGACGCCUUCGCCGCCUUCAAGGCGCGGUACUGGGACCUGCAGAUCAGCUGGGUCGAGGCCGUGCUGCGGUCGCGCGACGACUUUGAGCGAAGCAUGCUGAACGCCGUCAAGGCGCGGGCUGCGCAGAUGGAUGUGGCCCGCGGCCCGGAGACGAUCAUGAGCAAGGUGAAGUGAUGUGCCGUGUACUGUAAUGAAUGAUUAUGAUGUCACGAGGGUCCGCGGUGGUGACCGGUUGUGUCUCCUGCAACCCCUUACGGUGGUGAGCCGCAGGGUUUCCCCGGGCAACUGCCCAAUCAGGCAAUUGAGUAAACACAGCGGGUGGCGUCGUCUCCCGCGCU
This is a messenger RNA of Thermothielavioides terrestris NRRL 8126, 2578 nucleotides long. RefSeq lists its product as uncharacterized. Gene Ontology annotation, cellular component: exocyst. The transcript has a single exon. Gene Ontology annotation, molecular function: SNARE binding. Gene Ontology annotation, biological process: exocyst localization; exocytosis. NCBI's taxonomy places the organism in Eukaryota, Fungi, Ascomycota, Sordariomycetes, Sordariales, Chaetomiaceae. The record is from RefSeq and is a predicted model, not a curated record. Bases 159 to 2414 code for a protein of 751 amino acids.